AGCGGCGGUGUACCAUCUUGUCACCGUGUCAUCUUGGUGACGUCCAACAGCUGGGUGGAACUCGGACUCAAUAACUUGCUUGUGUGACGUUUUUCCAAAGGCAUGGAAGUCGGCUUGUGAAAUAAGCCCGUCGUCGUAUUUCCAAAGUUGACCAACCUGCGACGUCCUGUCAUGGAUUUUAAUGUCAAGCGCUUGGCCGCCGACGCCGGCACUUUCCUGAGUCGGGCCGUGCAAUUCACAGAGGAGAAGCUCGGCCAGGCGGAGAAGACCGAGUUGGAUGCCCACUUGGAGAAUCUGUUGGUCAGAGCCGAGAACACCAAGCAAUGGACAGAGAAGAUCAUGAAGCAGACCGAAGUCCUUCUACAGCCCAACCCAAAUGUGCGACUGGAGGAAUUUGUGUAUGAGAAACUGGAAAAAAAGGCCCCGACACGCAUGAACAACCAUGAACUGUUAGGCGAGUCCAUGAUUGACUCAGGAAGUGAAUUUGGUCCUGGAACCGCUUACGGAAAUGCUUUGAUAAAAUGCGGCGAGACUCAGAAGCAGAUUGGCGGGGCGGAGCGGGAGUUGAUUCAAAGUUCGGCCAUCAAUUUCCUGACCCCUUUCAGGAACUUUCUGGAGGGGGACUUCAAAACGAUCCUGAAAGAACGGAAGUUGCUGCAGGUCAAGCGCUUGGAUCUGGACGCGGCCAAAACGAGGCUGAAGAAGGCCCGCAUGACUGACGCGAGAGCUGCGGCAGAACAGGAGCUGAGGAUGACUCAGAGUGAAUUCGACCGGCAGGCUGAGAUCACCCGACUGCUGCUGGAAGGCGUCAGCAGCACCCAUGCACACCACCUACGCUGCUUGAAUGACUUUGUGGAGGCUCAGACCACGUACUACGCACAAUGUUACCAGUACAUGGUGGAUCUACAGAAGCAGCUGGGCAGUUUUCCUUCAUCGUUCUCCAACAACAACCAGUCGUCUGUGUCAGACGGGGCCAGCAUCUCAGUGCCCACCCUAGCGGUGUCGGCCUCCCUGCCCAGCCCGUCAAGCCGCGGGGGCUCGGCCACGUCAGGCGGCUUCAGCGAAAUGCGAAGCUCCAGCGGCAGCCGCAAAGCGAGAGUCCUGUACGACUACGACGCCGCGAGCAGCAGUGAACUUUCCCUGCUGGCUGAUGAGGUGAUCACAGUCAGUAGCGUCCCAGGCAUGGAUUCAGACUGGCUGAUGGGGGAGCGAGCCAACCAAAAGGGUAAAGUGCCAAUCACCUACCUGGAGCUACUUAACUGAACCCCACAGAUAACACCUCCCAGGUGUGAUCUCAUGUCAUCGCUUUCUCUUAUGAUACAGUCCUGUCAGUUUGAACAAGGUUGGAUUCGAUGCAUUUGAUGGACUGGAGAGGUUGCAACCGCCUUACAUUUCCCAAACAUGCUUUACCUUUUUGUAUUUUUGAUGUGACGUGCCAGAACAUCUCCCAUACUUUUUCCAGUAUGUUUGUUUUUGUUUACAUUGCCUUAUACACCUUAUAAGUUAAGUUUUUUUUUUCUGCUAGAAGAAAGUAUAUUGGUUUACUUUUUUCUGCAAUCCACUUCAUCUUAAAGUGCACAUUGAUGCUGAUUAUUUUAAGUUUUCUUGAUGUCUGAUUACUUUUUGGCACAAUGGAUAACCUAAGCAUUAAUAGGUUUUUACCACAGUUAUAAAAAAACUAAAACUUUUUGAUGACCGAGGAGGUAAGCACUUGAAGACAUUAAAUGACUAAAUUCACCAACAGUAUUACGAUGGUCAACUUUUAUUCCUUAUUUUGUAUGGAAUACUGUUAUUUUAUGUUUAAGUUAUUGCUAAUUGGAAAACCUCAAAUUUACAUAUUUGUCAACCAAAAGCUUCUUUAUAAGAAUAAGUUAUUACUGGGUGUGUUGUUGGCCAAUACUUAUAUCGGUAUAGAUAUCAUAUGACCUGUUUAUUGAAUUAGUCUACCCUGCAUCGCAGUUGCAUCCCAAUGUACAAAUAAAAAUGCUGUCUUUACAA
Molecule: messenger RNA, 1998 nt
Organism: Nerophis ophidion (straightnose pipefish)
Lineage: Eukaryota; Metazoa; Chordata; Actinopteri; Syngnathiformes; Syngnathidae
Gene: sh3glb1a
Product: SH3-domain GRB2-like endophilin B1a
Exons: 9
Coding region: 172-1263 (363 amino acids)
Biological process (GO): membrane organization
Cellular component (GO): cytoplasm; membrane
Molecular function (GO): protein binding
Source: RefSeq, a predicted model, not a curated record